AUGAAUUCCAGCCUAGACUGUGUGCCACCAUUGCUGUCAUGCUCAGGGCCACUCUGUUGUAACAGCCACAAUCUCCUAUGCCAGUCUUUGAGGCCUCUUUUACCCGGAUCUGGGCUCUGGUCCCCAGCUGCACUGCCACAGGCCACUGUUGAGUCAGUUCACUGCUACCCACCUGAGUCGCAUGAGACAAAUGAGGAGUUUGAUGCUCGCUGGGUAACAUAUUUCAACAAGCCGGAUACUGAUGCUUACGAAUUGAGUAAAGGGAUGAACAUGCUGGUAGGCUAUGAUCUGGUUCCAGAACCCAAAAUCAUUGAUGCUGCUUUGCAAGCCAGACAACCAAAAGAUUUCACUAGUGCAGCUCACACCCUAGAGGUUAUUAAGGACAAAGCAGAACCUCAUAAGGAAAAGUACUCCUAUGUCAUCCAGGAACUUAGACCAACUUUAAAUGAACGGGGAAUCUGCACUCGAGAGGAGCUGGGCCUUAACAUAGUGUAA
Molecule: messenger RNA, 495 nt
Organism: Hyaena hyaena (striped hyena)
Lineage: Eukaryota; Metazoa; Chordata; Mammalia; Carnivora; Hyaenidae
Product: cytochrome c oxidase subunit 5A, mitochondrial-like
Biological process (GO): mitochondrial electron transport, cytochrome c to oxygen
Cellular component (GO): mitochondrial inner membrane
Source: RefSeq, a predicted model, not a curated record